Hylaeus anthracinus is the source of this 3099-nucleotide messenger RNA. Its product is annotated as D site-binding protein. NCBI's taxonomy places the organism in Eukaryota, Metazoa, Arthropoda, Insecta, Hymenoptera, Colletidae. Gene Ontology annotation, molecular function: RNA polymerase II cis-regulatory region sequence-specific DNA binding; DNA-binding transcription factor activity, RNA polymerase II-specific. The transcript has 7 exons. Bases 1761 to 2495 code for a protein of 244 amino acids. The record is from RefSeq and is a predicted model, not a curated record. Gene Ontology annotation, cellular component: nucleus. Gene Ontology annotation, biological process: regulation of transcription by RNA polymerase II.
AUGGCUGACAGUGGUUGACGCGUAGUGCGACCAAGUGCGACGAAACGAGUCGUAUACGUAGAAUAAGAAUAGUAUUCCGGUGUACAGCUAGUACCACAUAUUUUCACACAAGAACCGCUUCUAAAUACACUGAUGGAAGUCUGAGCCCCUGUUUCCAGCCGAAGAAAACUUAUUUUUCGCUCGAGGAUCAAAGAACAAGUCGCAGAGCCCCCCUCGAAACGACCGUUUGACCAUUAAUUAUCAGUCCUCGAGGGUUGCAACAUUGAUGAUGUCGACUAAAAACAAUUUCAAGCCCCAGACCAGGUCUCAUCAAUGUUGCAGUCCCCUCCCACUGUUGACCGUCGUCGUUGGUUGUCGUCUAAUUUGGUUCGUAAUAAUUACCGACCCCAUUAAACAUUCGCGGACUGGAUGAACGUGUCAGCUGUCGUUUGUCCCAGAGACAUUAGAAACACGUAGCCGACUUCUGUCUGGUCUGGUGCCGCAGGUGGGACGUUCUUAUUGCGUACGCGAGGACUAUAAGUGCGGAUAGCUUAUUAGUUGCACAUAGGAACGAAACUUCGCGAUGAAACUCUGCGGAAAAGUCUGAAGAAUUAAUGUGUUUCCUGUAUUCGAUAAAAGAGAAGGUUCUUUCGGAAGGUUCGCUGCUCGGAGAUAAAGAAGUUUCGAGAGUACACUCAUACAUACGGACACACGCACACAUAAUCCGAUGCUCGGUGGCACGUGUUCGUUACCGGCCGUCGAUCACCCGAAAAGCGGUGCCAUUUGUGCAAAGGCCUACACAAUUGCCUCGCACAAAGAUCCAGCUAUAGGAUUUCAAGGAUUUCAAGCAAUCGAAGCUACAGGAACCAUCUCUAUUAAUAAAAUACACCGCAAUCGCAAGAGCCACCAAUUCCCGGAAACUUCCGCAAACGAGACCAGCUGGAACAAUUUUUGCUGAUCCGAAUCUUCGUCGGUCAUGCAAGAUACGAGGAGCGACCUAUUAUAACGGCAGAUCGAAGAUUAGGGUCGUGAUACGACCGGAGGGUGGAGGAGGGGGUGCGAGCAAUUGUUCUUCGUUGGUUCCGACUGACAUUCUCGGAUUGGCCAGACCGUCUGGCUUCCUUGACCACUCGAAACGCGUGUUGACUACUCACCCCUAACGACUCAGGGGCGGAACGAUCGUUCUGCUCGUCCCUGCGCACGCGUCGAGGGGCGGGAAUCACCCUGCUCGGGGACGAAUUGGAAAUUCUUCCGGAGGAACGGUAUGCAGAAGGUACCACGUGACGUCAGACGUCAACAGGGUGGACUGGAACUUCGAGUCUGGAAGUUUGGAACCAGUUGGUCUCGAAGAAGCGUCGAGGAUCUCGAAGACAUAGAUACUUCCGGUGAUAACUGGAGAAACUUGUGAAACACCUCGUUCACCUUGAAAGUGGCAGGGUGGCAAAAUUCGCGUGGCCUGAGAAACAUUGAUCGUUAACAGCAAGGUUCGUCUCGACCUGGACCAGGAGGAUCGAUAAGGCGAUGACGUCGAAGAGGAAACGUCCUCAGCGCGACGAAGAAUGUAUUUUUUAUUUCAAAUUGAUUGGUAAUUAGUACACUCGAUGUACACUCCAUAGGACAAAUGGAACCCUGCAGGAGUUUUCCUGUGCGUCUCAUCGACUGUUACGUUCGGUUCAUAAUUUCUGCGUGUUCGAUGCGUUGAUGAGAGAACAGAGUAAUCCGAUAUUGACUUCACGUGACUCGAUCAGUGUCCACGAGUUUCGCAAGGAUUUCUCGAAGGAAUGAGCUCCCACGCGCAUGCAAGGACGAUUUGUACCGGAAGCACAGUGUCCGGCGCAUUCUCUGCGUUGCACCUAUUGAGGAGUUACAACCUCUUCGGACCCACCUCAGACUUGUACAGAUACGAGGCAUGCAACUCUAGAGACCACGGCUUCGGGGAUCGUGACGUUCUAAAUUCUAAUACACCGGACACCACGAUCGGUCGUACGCCAUCGCCAUUGACACCAUCGUCGCUGACAGCAACGUUUACACUUCCGGGAUCCUUGCUCCAGCCUCCAUUUUUAUCGACUGUGCCACCUUUAAUGCAACCCCUGAGCGUGCCUCAACCAUUCUCGAACGUAAAUACGAGCAUGGUAACUCGUCACCUUCUGGGCUCGAACGGGAUCACGAACGUGCAGCGACGUCCUAGAAGCGAGAAAAAGCCAAUUCCUGACAAUCAGAAGGACGAGAAAUAUUACGAGAGACGUAAACGCAACAAUCAGGCUGCGAAGAAGUCCAGGGAUGCUCGGAAAAUUCGAGAGGACCACAUAGCGCUACGAGCGACUAUGUUGGAGCACGAGAACGCAAUUUUGAGGGCGCAGAUAAUAACACUUAGAGAGGAAGCGCAAUCUCUUCGACAUAUGUUAAUUAAACAACAAAGGCCGGCAUUGCAGACCAUUCAGAAUUCAUUCUCGUCGAUAACCCCUAUUAAAUUAUCGCCGGCACAGUCUACGCCAAUUUUGGAUUGUCAAAUUUGAAAUGAGCGUUAUAAAAAAAAAAAUCAUAAUAAUGGAAAUUAGUGAUUAAAGUGGUUGGUCAGACACGUUUCUACUAGUCCAGAGUGUUACGAUAACGGUUUCCAAGUUUUAUUUAUUUAUUUGCUCGACAAUAGUCUGUUUCACGAUCAAACAGAUAUUUGGUGGUUGUCGGUAAUUUAUUGUUUAGAAGAAAAUUUUUCCAACACUUUUAUAGGACAAAUAUUGACAAACAUGUCUAAGAAUAUAUAUGAUUAUUAUUGAAUUCAGUGUCAUCAAUGAAAUCAGUAUAAAACUAACAUAAAUGUACUAAACAAUACGUCGUAAAUUUGGAGGCACGUGGCUGUAGAUAUUUCACGCUAGAAUUUUAUUUCCCUAAAUUAUAUAGCGAAAUUAGUGUAAAUAGCGAACGAUGUAUCAUUUUGUAACUAUUGGUAAAUAAAAAUCUACGCAUCGUACAAAAUAGUCUCAGCGUUACGUAAUCAUUAUUUUAAAAUAGAUAACAUUGAAUUUGACGUACUGAAUACUUCUGGUAAACAGCGGUAAACAGAACUUGCGCAUGCAGGUUGGUAUAAAAAUAAAAGUCCCAUCGUAAUCUUGAGCCAAG